This is a messenger RNA of Actinia tenebrosa (Australian red waratah sea anemone), 2959 nucleotides long. RefSeq names its product sodium channel protein 1 brain. Gene Ontology annotation, cellular component: voltage-gated sodium channel complex; plasma membrane. Gene Ontology annotation, biological process: sodium ion transmembrane transport; membrane depolarization during action potential; neuronal action potential. Gene Ontology annotation, molecular function: voltage-gated sodium channel activity. The record is from RefSeq and is a predicted model, not a curated record. NCBI's taxonomy places the organism in Eukaryota, Metazoa, Cnidaria, Anthozoa, Actiniaria, Actiniidae.
CUUUCAAUCGCACUAGAGUCCGCAACUAACGACACAACAGCAAGCACAGCCUUAAGCCUCGCUGCGUCAUCCACUUCUCUCUCCAACCAAGAGAACGAAGACGACGAACCAAAAGACCGCCCCAUGACAGAAGUAGAAGAGUGCUGUCCCUGGUGCAUGAAGAAGGCGUCCUGCAACUGGAUCACUAUAUGGAAGCAGACCCGGUGGUAUCGAGCAUGGAGACAAACCCGUUUUACUGUAAAGAACUUUGUAGAGCAUCGAUACUUUGAAUGGGCAGUGCUUGUAAUUAUCAUGGGCAGUAGUUUUGCACUGGUUUUCGAGGACAUUAAUCUGCCAUCUCGUCCAAGACUUCAGCAAGCCUUGAAAAUCUUGAACAUCUUCUUUGCUGUGGUAUUUAGUGCCGAGUUCCUGCUCAAGGUUUUCGGACUGGGUCUGGUGUCGUACUUUAAGAAUUUCUGGAACUGCUUGGACGUGUUCAUUGUCGUUAUCUCCAUAACCAGUGUCAUCACAGACUCCACGGACUCCGACAGUAGUUUGUCAUCAUUUCGAUCGCUAAGAACAUUGCGUGCCUUAAGACCGUUACGGGCUAUCUCACGUUGGGAAGGAAUGAAGGUUGUGGUCAACUCCCUUCUAUUCGCAAUUCCUGGUAUUGGUAACGUGUUACUGGUGUGCAUGGUGUUCUGGCUGAUAUUCAGUAUCAUGGGUGUCCAGUUCUUUGGUGGUCGCUUCUACAGAUGUGUAGGAAUCAGUGGAAGCUUGAUCUCUCAUGACGUCGUCAACAACAAGAGUGAUUGCAUAGCCAAAGGGUUUCGAUGGGUCAAUUCCAAGAUUAACUUCGAUACGUCAUUUAAUGGAUUUAUGGCUUUGUUCCAAGUGGCAACUUUUGAAGGGUGGAUGGAAAUCAUGCGAGAUGCUGUGGACGCCAGAGGGGUGGAUCUUCAACCAGCAGAGGGACACAACUUCUCAGCUUACGCAUACUUCGUCAUCUUCAUCAUCUUCGGUUCAUUCUUUACCCUCAAUCUCUUCAUCGGUGUCAUCAUCGACAACUUCAACCGCCUCAAGAAACAAUACGAAGAUUUUGGCGCCCUUGAUGUCUUUCUUACUCCAUCACAAAGAGCGUGGUUCUGCACGUUGAGAAAAGCAGCCAAUAAAAAGCCAAAGAAAAUGAUCAGUCGACCAAAGGGCAAGUUAAUGGCCAAGUUGUUUGAUGUUGUGCACGGUUCUCGUUUCGAGACGAUCAUUAUGGUUCUUAUUUGUCUUAACAUCUUUGUCAUGAUGAUACAACACUACGGACAGAACGACGACUUCAAGCUUGCUUUGAUGAUCAUCAACCUGUUUUUUACUGGUGUCUUUACACUAGAGGCCAUCUUACGUAUCAUCGUGCUUAGACUCCAUUACUUCAGGCAGCCAUGGAACAUCUUUGACUUCGUGAUCGUCGUGUUAUCUAUCUUGGGCAUUAUUCUCGAGUAUCUCAAGUACGAGUUUUUCGUAACACCAAGCUUGUUCCGCGUCGCAAGAGUAUUCAGAAUCGGUCGUCUUCUUCGCUUCUACAAAGGAGCUCGAGGAAUACGUCGUUUACUCUUCGCUCUCAUCAUCUCUCUUCCCGCGCUUUUCAACAUUGGUGCGUUACUGUUCUUGAUCAUGUUCAUCUACUCUAUCAUUGGCAUGUCAUCGUUUGGUUAUGUCAAGCGGACCGGCGCACUCGACAGCGUCGUUAAUUUUGAAACCUUCAGUAAUAGCAUGCUUUUGUUAUUCCGACUAUCGACGUCUGCUGGUUGGAACGACGUGCUGAAACCUCUGCUCAUCCAACCACCUGAUUGCGACCCGUACCUUAAUGGAAUGCCUAAUGGAAACUGCGGGACUCCUUGGUUAGCAGUCUUGUUUUUCACUACCUUUAUCCUCUUAACCUUCUUAAUUAUCAUCAAUAUGUACAUCGCUAUCAUCUUGGAGAACUUAAGUCAAGCGCACCAAGAGGAAGAAGUAGGCAUCACUGAUGAUGACUUAGACAUGUUUUAUUUCCACUGGGAGCGAUUUGAUCCAGGUGCUACUCAAUAUAUACCACAUUCAGCUUUGUCCGACUUUGUGGAUGGCUUAGAACCGCCUCUAAGGAUACCCCAGCCAAAUAAGUACGCCUGUAUAAAUCUGAAUAUUCCGAUCAAACAAGGUGAUCGCGUUCACUGCUUCGAUGUCAUGCAGUCUUUAGUUCGUCGAGUUUUAGGUGACAUCGAAGAAGAGGGUCAAGGAGGUUCGUCCGUUGCGUACACUCUCAUGAAAUCUAAAAUGGAACAACAUUUCAUCAAUUCAUUCCCAAAAAGAUCCAAGACACGAACUGAGAGUACAACAUUGCGCAGAAUUCAAGAGGUUCGCGCAGCUUCUGUCAUCCAGAAAGCCUUCAGACAGUACUUAUUUAACAAGGAGCUACAGAGGUAUCGCCUUGCAAGGAGCUUGGAAUCUGUUGCUAUGAUUGAACGCAGAAGAAGCUCAACGGCUCGCGUAUUGCCUCGUGUGAUUGAGGUUAAAGUAGAGGCAGUCCCAAACGAAGAAACAGUUUGAUUUACCUGCAACGAUUCUAUCACAUUUUUCUUCACCGCGCUUUAUAAACAGAAAAAGCAACGCUCUUCCUCACUACUCCUGUAAAUAAAAGGACAAAUUAUUUCUGUGGUAAACAUUUCCCAUUGACUUAAAAGACUCUCAGAAAUAGCGCGCCAUUCCUAUGGAUAUACCAUACGACUAUGUCCUUGUCCUUGUUGCCAUAGCAACGCAACCACAGAUGUAAAUACUACAAAAUCUGUAAAUACCAUAUACACACCAAAAACUGUUAAACUUGUCAAAGCAGAAAAAAUCCAGAGAAUUGUACGAUUAUUUUUUACUGUAGAGUGUCGAAACACACGAAAGGAAAGCAGAUAUUUUCUAAUUUUGUAAUAGCGUCAAGGCGCACAUUAAAGAGCGGCUUUUUCUA